AUGUGGGGCGAGACCGAAACCUUCCAAGUUCCCAAUAACAGUCGAUGCAUCAUCAUCAUUAUCACUGUCAUGUGGGCGUCCAUCGAGCUCGAUCAAAUGUUAGGCAAUAGGGAAGUCAUCAGAAAAUUAGAGAUUUCACGAUAUGAGCUGCUCGGUCAUGGAGAUGAGCCAUCCAGACAGUGUAAAUCCAUCAUCAACUGCGAGAUUGCUCGAAAUGCAGAUGCAGGCCAUGCACGACUCGCAAAAUAUGUGACACGCAAAAUCAAGAGGGUUUCUUACCUGAAUGAUGCCGUCAAGCGUUUUCAGUUGUUCUGGACCAGUGCUUAG
Molecule: messenger RNA, 327 nt
Organism: Suillus discolor
Lineage: Eukaryota; Fungi; Basidiomycota; Agaricomycetes; Boletales; Suillaceae
Exons: 4
Coding region: 1-327 (108 amino acids)
Source: RefSeq, a predicted model, not a curated record